AUGGGGCUAGCCAAGCUCACUGUGAUUCCCCAAAUAGGUGAUGUCACUGGUGAGGAGUGGCCCACAGACUCCCACCUCCACCCUGCACUGCCUUGGAUGUCUGACCUGGCUGAGGAGUUCCAGAGACAUUUAGAGUGGCUGCUGGAACUUCAAGGGAAGUUCAGUGAGGGCAUCAGUGAGGUGCAGGAAAUCAGCAAGGCCUUGCUUCAGGCACCCCUCAUUGAAAGGCUGAAAGUCAGGAGGCUGGAGAGACAGGUGGAGAGCCUGCAGAAGGAGCUCCAGGAAAAGACUGUGGAUUUGCAGAAGGCAAGAAGAGCACUGCAGAGGAAGGAGGAAAAGCAGGCUGCUCGUCAAAGUAAGGAGGAGGAAGAGCAGGCAGGUGGCAUGGGGAAGGCAUCAGUGCUGCAGCAACAACUGGCCCAGCUGCAAGAGGAGAAGCUCUCCCACUGCCAACAGCUGAGCCACGUUGCUCUGAGAGACGAGCUGAAGGCAGCUAGGGACAAGAUAGUCCACUUGACCCUGGAGCUGGAGGUGGAGUCCCAGAAACGUCAGCAGCUGGCAGCCAAGAAUCAGGAGCUGCAAGAGCUGCUGGUGGCUCAGAAACGGGAGCAGGCUGAGCAGAGGGGAAAAGCUCACGCAAGAGUGAUGGAGCUUAUCAGCCUGAACCAUCAGUUGGGUGCCUCUGCAGUUUCUGCCACAAGACAGCUUAAAGACUCCAGCUCCUUCAGGGUUACAAAGCUGGAGGAGAAGAACAGAGCUCUGGAGAAAGAGCUGGAGAGAGCCCGGAGCAUGCAGAAGGAGAUGGAGCGGCAGCUGGCCAGAGAGAAGGCAGCCAGAGAAGCCCGUGAGGAGUUGUACCAGAGGAGCAAGGAAGCCAUCAGAGUGAUGAAAGAGCAAUUAGACAUCAGAGGUCCCACAAAGUCUGACCGGGCUGAGGAGUUCCACAGACAUUCAGAGUGGCUGCUGGAACUUCAAGAGAAGUUCAGUGAGGGCAUCAGUGAGGUGCAGGAAAUCAGCAAGUCCUUGCUUCAGGCAGCCCACAUUGAAAGCCUCAAAGUCAGGAGGCUGGAAAGACAAGUGGAGAGCCUGCAGAAAGAGCUCCAGGAAAAGACUGUGGAUUUGCAGAAGGCAAGAAGAGCACUGCAGAGGAAGGAGGAGAAGCAGGCUGCUCAUCAAAGCAAGGAGGAGGAAGAGGAGGCAGGUGGCAUGAAGAAGGCAUCAGUGCUGCAGCAACAACUGACCCAGCUGCAAGAGGAGAAGCUCUCCCUCUGCCAACAGCUGAGCCACAUACAGAACGGUGGCCAGGAAGAAGAACAGAUAAUGGAUGCCUCUGCAGUUUCUGCCAUGAAACAGCUUAAAGACUCCAGUUCCUUAAGGUUUGCAAAGCUGGAGGAGAAGAACAGAGCUCUGGAGAAAGAGCUGGAGAGAGCCCGGAGCAUGCAGAAGGAGAUGGAGCGGCAGCUGGCCAGAGAGAAGGCAGCUAGAGAAGCCCAUGAGGAGUUGUACCAGAGGAGCAAGGAAGCCAUCAGAGUGAUGAAAGAGCAAUUAGACAUCAGAGGUCCCACAAAUUCUGACCGGGCUGAGGAGUUCCACAAACAUUCAGAGUGGCUGCUGGAACUUCAAGAGAAGUUCAGUGAGGGCAUCAGUGAGGUGCAGGAAAUCAGCAAGGCCUUGCUUCAGGCACCCCUCAUUGAAAGCCUCAAAGUCAGGAGGCUGGAAAGACAAGCGGAGAGCCUGCAGAGAGAACUCCAGGAAAAGACUGUGGAUUUGCAGAAGGCAAGAAGAGCACUGCAGAGGAAGGAGGAGAAGCAGGCUGCUCAUCAAAGCAAGGAGGAGGAAGAGGAGGCAGGUGGCAUGAAGAAGGCAUCAGUGCUGCAGCAACAACUGACCCAGUUGCAAGAGGAGAAGCUCUCCCUCUGCCAACAGGUGAACCACAUGUAG
Molecule: messenger RNA, 1941 nt
Organism: Pogoniulus pusillus (Red-fronted tinkerbird)
Lineage: Eukaryota; Metazoa; Chordata; Aves; Piciformes; Lybiidae
Product: trichohyalin-like
Exons: 6
Coding region: 1-1941 (646 amino acids)
Source: RefSeq, a predicted model, not a curated record